Molecule: messenger RNA, 935 nt
Organism: Plodia interpunctella (Indianmeal moth)
Lineage: Eukaryota; Metazoa; Arthropoda; Insecta; Lepidoptera; Pyralidae
Gene: Fkbp12
Product: peptidyl-prolyl cis-trans isomerase Fkbp12-like
Exons: 3
Coding region: 126-452 (108 amino acids)
Biological process (GO): protein peptidyl-prolyl isomerization
Cellular component (GO): sarcoplasmic reticulum membrane; cytoplasm
Molecular function (GO): peptidyl-prolyl cis-trans isomerase activity
Source: RefSeq, a predicted model, not a curated record
AACCAUCGCGCCGACACCGCUGCGCGCCGCCGCCAAGCCGCCAUUGCUGAAAAUUUUGAGCCGCGUCGAGUGCAUUGGGUUUUUAGUUCUUGUCGAUAUUUUGUAAAUAAAUUGGCACUAUAAUCAUGGGUGUCAAUGUAGAGACUAUUUCUCCUGGUGACGAGUCUACAUACCCAAAAACAGGGCAGACAGUAGUUGUCCACUACACGGGCACUUUGACAAACGGACAGAAGUUUGACUCAUCACGCGACCGUGGCAAGCCCUUCAAGUUCAAGAUUGGAAAGGGAGAGGUCAUCCGAGGCUGGGAUGAGGGUGUUGCUAAGAUGUCCGUUGGUGAGCGAGCUAAGUUGACCUGCUCUCCAGACUAUGCUUACGGCCAGCAGGGCCACCCCGGAGUCAUCCCACCAAACUCCACUCUCAUCUUUGAUGUGGAACUCAUUCGUCUUGAAUAAACUAAUCUCAUCACUCGUUAGACAAUCCAAAGUUAACCUUAUUCCAAUGCCCCAAAGUCUAUUGCUCAAUUGGGAUAUUUUGUCAUCUAAUUAGCACUUUACUAGUGUUAAGUAGCUGUCUAACACUUCAUAGAUAGUCACAGUCAGUUAGUCACAUUAUGUACUCUUAUUACUGUAAGCUAAGUGGCCGAAAAUGAGUAAACAUAACAUUCCGGUUGCAUUUGUCAAUUUCACUUGCAAUUACAUAGACUGUAAAACCUUAAUUUUUUACCAAUUAUUUUUAUAUUUUUACAGCUUCAAGGCACAAACACGGUUUAGCAUAAUAAGAUACCUACAAUGAAUGUUCUUUUCCCAGUGUUUCUGAAAUAUGUAAAUAAUUUUAAGCACAGUUAUAAAGUUUUGAAUACAUGGUUUAUGUAUUUCCUAUGACCAUUUAGGCUUUUAUGUACACAACUAAGAUGAAAUAAAACUAAUGUGAAUCUA